Cucurbitaria berberidis CBS 394.84 is the source of this 1486-nucleotide messenger RNA. Its product is annotated as 4'-phosphopantetheinyl transferase. Lineage: Eukaryota; Fungi; Ascomycota; Dothideomycetes; Pleosporales; Cucurbitariaceae. The record is from RefSeq and is a predicted model, not a curated record. Gene Ontology annotation, cellular component: cytosol. The transcript is spliced from 2 exons. Gene Ontology annotation, molecular function: magnesium ion binding; holo-[acyl-carrier-protein] synthase activity. The coding region runs from base 171 to 1283 and encodes 370 amino acids.
CGCUGUUGCCGUGAAUAGCCUGCCUUCACAUGGUACACGUCUGACAUCGUAGGGGCGGAAGAACAUCUCUGUUGACACAUCCUGCCUAGAGCAAGACACAUACCCGACAGCAAUCUUCCUGUUCAAGUGUCCGGCUAGAUGCGAGUCCCACUUCCCCGCAUCCACACAUCAUGUCCGCCGCGGACACAGGAACACAACACGGACUCACGUGCUGGCUCCUCGACACACGCACUCUAUGGCCCGGCAGCAAGAUCACCGACUCGGAAGCAGCAAGAGAAGCACUCCAACUAAUCAGCGAUGAAGAGCGGGAUAACAUUCUGCGAAAGUACCACAUCGCCGACGCACGGAUGAGCCUGGGGUCAGCACUAUUGAAGAGGUUAUUCAUUCACAAAGCCCUCGGCAUUUCGUGGAGCGAGAUACGAUUUGGAAGGAAACGCGACCCCAAGCACGGCAAACCAUGUGCCCUCAUCUCCUCCCCUUUUACAUCGCAAUCCACUAUUCCUGCGCCCGUGGAAUUCAACGUAUCUCACCAAGCCGGAUUAGUAGCGCUUGUGGGGUGCAAGACGGAUGAGCUAGAUGUCGAGCUAGGCGUCGAUAUCGUUUGUGUGAACGAGCGGAAUGACACCAGGGUGAUCGAUGAAGAAGGCUUCGACGGCUGGAUAGACAUCUACGGCGAACUCUUCUCCCAAGAAGAGUCCUUCGACAUGAAGUAUCACGCCGACGCCUUCCAGCUGCUUGAUGGCACACUCGUAACACCAGACAUGCUGGGACGCCACGAUCGGUGUACAUCGAGGAAUCAAAGGCUCAGCAUCACACUGGAAAACGGCGAGAAAAGGACAUUUGAUAGCGAUUUGCUGAUCGAUGCUAAGCUGAGGCGGUUCUACACAUUUUGGUGCUACAAGGAGGCGUAUAUCAAACUAGACGGUGAGGCGCUGCUCGCGAAGUGGAUACCAACCCUCGAGUUCAAACACGUCCGCGCCCCGCGGCCAGGCACAGUCGCGCGAUGUAGCACGCACGGCACAUGGGGCGAACGGGUCAGCGACGGGGAAGUCUGGUGGAGCGGGAAUGGCAAUGGGCCGAGAGACACGAGCAACAGCAGCGGAGGGCGAGGUGAGAGGAGGAGACUGACAGACACGAGGGUGGAAAUCCAGGCUUUCGAGGAGGACUUUAUGAUUGGAGUUGCGGCGAAGGAGAGGGACGCAGGUAAACUGCCUGCUGUGUUGACAAGCUUUAAGGGGCUGCAUCUAGAGGAGGAUGUUAUGAGCGUGGCGAGGAAUGCGUGACGGAAGAGUGGGAAGCACACGCGUGGAAUUGGAGGCGAUGCAUUGCUAGAGUCCCAUAACACGAUUCUUUAUCUGCGAGCAAAAAACAUAUCUUCUCCUUCACGUGUAUAAUUGCGAAAGGUUGAAAGGCUGCCUUCGUACCUUCCAACCGCGACUGAUGACGUGCCAUUUCUUGCCCUGCUCCUUUCUUUGUCGUCGUAUCU